AUGGCAUUUAUUGAACAAACAUACAACUAUGCACCUAAACAAAUAGAAGAGUUUCUUAUAGGAAGUUUACUCGAUGGAUUAUUACCAGAAAUCGAUGAAUCGCUAAUACAACAUGACAAGUCACUAGAAAUCGAAGAGAGGAAAGUGCAAUGCGAUAAACCACAACAAUUGGAUCAAAAGUUAGGGCAAAAUCAUGAAUUAUUACAAACUAAUCAGAAUGAAGUGCAACACGGCAAAUCCAAACAACUAGAUGAGAAAACGGAGCAACAUCAAGAAUUACUACAAAGCAAUGAGAAAGAAGUUAUACAUAACAAAAUAGAAGAACUAGAUGAAACACCAGAGCAACAUCACCAAUUACCACAAACUAAUGAGGAAGAAGUGAAAUACUUCGAAUCAGAAAAACUAGAUGAAAAUGCAGAGGAGUGUCAUGAAUCACCAGAAAGCGACGAGAAUCAAACACAAGAGAUCAAGCUCUCGGCGCAAAUAGGUAUGAUAUUAUAUAUUUAA
This is a messenger RNA of Rotaria sp. Silwood2, 507 nucleotides long. Lineage: Eukaryota; Metazoa; Rotifera; Eurotatoria; Philodinida; Philodinidae. The record is from the annotation of a GenBank genome assembly.